Molecule: messenger RNA, 3336 nt
Organism: Tetrahymena thermophila SB210
Lineage: Eukaryota; Ciliophora; Oligohymenophorea; Hymenostomatida; Tetrahymenidae
Product: cyclic nucleotide-binding domain protein
Exons: 6
Source: RefSeq, a predicted model, not a curated record
AUGAAAGGAUCGCUCUUAAAAAAACCAAUAAUUAGCUAAUUAAGCUGCUAUGAUAGCUUAGGGGCUUUGCUAGUUAAGAAAGAAAAGUCGGUCAAGGAUUGCGAAGGAAUAUAUCAACUAAUAUAAAGUGUGCAAGGGUUUAAUGGAUUUAUUGAUAGCUUUUUGAAAGGGUUAUCUCAUGAUUAGGUUAUUCAUCUUUGCAGCAAGUUUGAAUAUAGGAAAUACUUAAAGGGGGAUAUAAUAUUCAGAUAGGGAGAUGACCAUGAUAAUAGACUCUAUUUAAUAUUGUAAGGAAGCGUUAUGAUUUUCAUCAACAGAGAUAUGGAUGAUGAACAGGAUGGUGAUAAAAAAAAUAUUUUAAACAAUAAAGACAAAUAAUAAUUGGACUAAAUGGAACCAGAGUCUCCUGUUAUUCAAAUGUCUUCUUUACUGGCAAAAAUUAAAGGCAUGGGUAAAAAUGCUUUGUCAUUUAUGAAUAGAAAGAGUAAGAGCGGGCAAGUACCUUACAUUACUCCUGAAGAAAAAGAAAUGCUUAAAAAAAAAUACGGAAAUACUACGAGAUCAAUAGGAAGUGGAAAAUAUUUUGGUGAGAAAGCACUAUUAAAUAAUGAUAAAAGAUCUGCUACUAUUGUUGUUGAUUAGCAUUUAUCAGAAAUGUUAACUCUCGAAAAGAAAUACUUUAAUGAAUUUUUGAGUAGAUUGUAAGAGAUUCUAAUUAGUAGGAAAAACACAAUUACGCACAUAUUUCCAGAGAUGAAUACUUACACUCUGCAAAAAAUGGAUAAUAUGCUCUACUGCUUCCAACCUGAAAAUUACACUAAAGGAAAUCAUUUAUGCAUAGAAGGAGCUAAAGAAGAUAAAGUUUUUAUUGUUUAAGAAGGAGAAGUUUAACUUGAAAAAUGUAUAAAAAUUGAAGAGGAAGUUAGGAAUAAUAUAAAAAGAAAAAAUAUUUAGAUUAAAGUAAGUAUAUUGUCUGCAGGUGGAGUUGUCGGAGAAGAACUUUUUUUGAACGAAAAUUACUGCUACUUUUACACUUGCACAGUUUUAUCUCCCAAAGCUAUCAUUUUAGUUGGUGAUAAAAAAAGUAUCGAAGUAAAAUUUCCUAACUCAAUCAAGUAAAUGUUUAAAAUAAUGUGGGAAAAUAAAGAAAAAAUAAGAAAAGAAAUUAUUGAAUAAAGAAGAUCUGAGGUAGAAACAGAGGUAAGAAAUAAUCAAUAUCGAUAAGAAAUCAAGGUAAAUCUUGAAAAAGCUUAAAAUUUUUUUGUGUAGUAUCAAAAAAAUCAACUUGCUGUUAAAUAAAUCACAAAGAGAAAUCAAAAUACUGUUACAAAAGAAGAAGGGACAGGAUAAAUUUCUUCAUCUAAUAAUUUACAAUCAAAAAACUAAUUGCUUAAUGCCAAAAGUAAUAAUAGCAUACCUAAAAUUCUUGAUUAAAAUUAUUCUAGCUAGUUUGAGUAUUCAAAAGAGUAGCUAAUCCAAACUAUGUUAUUUAAAAAUUCUAAUUCUACUAGAAAUGCUGAAUCGCCUAGAGAUAAUAAGCCAAAUUAAAUAGAUUUAGCUAAAAUCUCUUAACCUGAAAAUUUUAUUUAUGACUUUGGAAAUCAAUAAUAAAAAAGAAUAACUCCUAAACUGAUAAAAGUUAACAGCGUUACUGAAAAACCUAAAUUACCUCAAAAUGGUGUAGAUAUUUCUAAAAAAAUUGACUAAUAUGUGAAAAAUUAUAAAAAUAAUUAUCUAUUUUCAAAGGAUUUAAAUGACUCUAAACUGCAUUAAAAUAGUGAAAAUAAUAAAGAAAUGUAAAUAUCUAAUGAAAAUAUUAAGGAUUUGAGUGAUUCUUCAGGAACUAUUCAAAGUAACCCAAAAAUUCAAGUUAUAAAAGAAAAAAAUACUGAAGAAACCGAGAAUAUUGUUACAAAUAAUAAAUCACAUAGAAGGGGGUCUAAGAGCAUUUAGGAUUUCACGUCAAUGGAAAUCCUUAAUAAAAGUCUUUUAAAAUCAUUGUCUUUGCCAAAAAAAUAAAAGAGUGAGAAAUUAAUUUAAUUAGAGUAGCUAUCGUUUAGAAAGGUAUCUGAGAAUAGCAAUGAAUUAUAAACACUAUCACCGAUUUAUCAUAAUAAAAAAGAAAAUAGUAAUUACUCAGGUGACAAUACUAAUUCAUCUGAAGUUAAAAAAUCAUCAUUUUAAAUUUUUAAAUAGCUUUCUAAAAUUUCAUCCUCCGAGUUUGUUCUUUAAGCAAAGAAAGUACCUUCUUUGCUUCUAAGCGAUUAAGAUUUUUAGAAAAAAAAUGAGUGUUUUACUGAUCCAAACAAUUUGUAUUAACAAAAUGUUUUAAAAUAUUGUUCAAUGACACCCUCUGCUGCUAUAAAAAGUACAGACAUAAGUAAGUCAAAAAUAAGCAAUUAAAACAGUAUUGAUUUUAAUGAAGCUUAAUCACUUAAGUAAAAUUCUUUUAGAAUAAAAUAAAGUAUCAGGCAACAUAGUUUGAUACCUCUUAAAUAAGUUUAAUACCCCGAAUAAGGCUAAGCAUACUAAACCUCAAACGAAGAAGUACGCAAAAAGAAAUCUUUUUUAGGUGUUUCGCCUACAUCUUCAUCUCAUGAUUUGGAAUUACCAAAUCUAAGAUAGAAUAGCGAAUCAUCAAAAUAAGUUACAUAAAAAAAGAAACAGUAAAGCUUCUAAUUUCAGUUUCAUAGCUAAAACGCAUCUCCAGAAAGGUCUCCUUCAGAAAAAGAAAAAGAAUGCUAAUUAAAUUAAUAAAAUAACAUUAUAAGUAGAAAAGUUAGUGAACACCAAAAGUCUCUAUAUUUUGAAGAUUACUAAAAAGAAUAAAAAUCAUUAAAAUCUCUAUCUAAAUUAUAAAAUCUCUCAAUAUCUAACUUACAAAUGCUCCCUGUUAAAUCAAGCAAUAAACAAAAUUCAAUCUCUCAAAUAAAAUUCGAAAAUAUUUUCUUGGAUAGUAAAAAUAAAAAAAUGAAUUUUUAUUCACCACAUAACAAGACAAAAAACACAUUAUAAGAAUAUGGAUUUUAAUAAAAAUCUGAAACAUCCAAAUUAAACUCCUACUUCUAUUUAGAAGAAACUAAUAACCAUUAAAACGGAGUAGAAACUUUAAUCAAUUUACCUACGAGCGCCUCUUUAAUUCCCUAGGCUCCAUUAAAAAAUCCAUCUCUUCAUAAUUUAAGAUUAAAAUAAUUUAAAGAUUAAAAGAAAAGUUUAAAUCAAAAAAAAGCUUCAAGCCUCACAAAACUAAAUUUUAGUACUCCCAGACUUGAAUUUAUUAUAAAUACUAACAAAAAAUCUUAUGAAAUACAAUAACAAUAAUAAUAAUCUUAAUGA